This is a messenger RNA of Spodoptera exigua (beet armyworm), 594 nucleotides long. The record is from the annotation of a GenBank genome assembly. Lineage: Eukaryota; Metazoa; Arthropoda; Insecta; Lepidoptera; Noctuidae.
AUGGGUCGGCUCGACCGGAGUGAUACCACGGCCUCACAGAAAACUGGCGUGAAGCAACAUGGCGACCUGCUGACCCGCGAGCGGCUGUGCUGCGGGCUGUCGCUGUUCUCGGUAGUGCUGCGCAGACUGCGCACGUGCCUGUCGGCGCCGCAGUGGCCCGCCCCCCCCGCCCCCCACCACCACGCGCCCGCACAUACUGACGACACCAACGAGUUCCACAGAUUGUGGUCAGCGCUUCAGUUCUUGUACUGCAUCCCCGUCGGUGACACGCAGUUCACUGUCGAGGAACUAUUCGGCGAAGGUCUGCACUGGGCCGGGUGUACCAUCAUAGCGCUGCUGGGCCAGCAGAGACGGUUCGAGGCGCUGGACUUCUGCUACCACAUCCUGAGGGUGCAGAGAGUGGACGGGAAGGACGAGUCGGUCAAAGGCAUUCCACUAAAGCGCAUGGUGGACCGCAUCCGUCGGUUCCAAGUGCUGAACUCUCAAAUAUUCGGAGUACUGGCGCGACACCUGGCGGCCGACGAGGAGAGAGCCGGCGUCGAACACGUACGCUGCUUCCCGCCGCCCUCCGCGCCCGUACAUCAGAUCAACUAG